Aspergillus nidulans FGSC A4 is the source of this 1062-nucleotide messenger RNA. RefSeq lists its product as uncharacterized. Bases 1 to 1062 code for a protein of 353 amino acids. The transcript has 3 exons. Lineage: Eukaryota; Fungi; Ascomycota; Eurotiomycetes; Eurotiales; Aspergillaceae. The record is from RefSeq and is a predicted model, not a curated record. Gene Ontology annotation, cellular component: cytoskeleton; microtubule. Gene Ontology annotation, biological process: microtubule-based process. Gene Ontology annotation, molecular function: structural constituent of cytoskeleton; GTP binding.
AUGGAAGAUUUCUACUGGAGUUCACAAGUCUCCAGCCCUUCCAGCCAUAUCUCGGGAGCCGAGUAUGAUGAGAUACCAUGGCGAUUAGCGAAUGAUCAGAGACCCAGGCUCAAGCCAAGGCGAUUUGACAGACGACAAGGCGGCGAGCGCAAAAUCGGGAAGCGCAGCGGCGAUUUCGACAGAAGAAGGAAGACGCACAAAAAGUGCUUGAGGAGAGAAUUAGCAGCCUGGACGCCAAAUGCAAAGAGGUUUCCAAGCAACUGGCGCAGAAAUGCGAGGCAGCCCUCGAGCUGGAGCGCGAGCGGAAAGAGCUGGAGGAGCAGGUCCAGGAACUACGCAGGCACGGGCAGAUGCUGGUCCGGGUGUACCAUUGAGAACUCGGAGUGCACUUUCCUUAUGGACAAUGAGGCUGUUUACGAUAUCUGUAAGCGCAAGCUUGACAUCCCCCGCCCUGGUUAUAAUAACCUCAACCGUCUCAACGCCUGGGUCGGUAGCUCUCUUACCACCAGCCUGCAUUUCAAUAGUGACCUUAACAUUGACUUGAAUGAGUUCCAGACUAAUCUUGUGCCAUUCCCGUGUAUUUACUACCCUCUAAUCUUGUAUACUCCUGUCAUCUCUAGUAGCUGCAGUACUUACAAGAGCUUCAAGGUCAAGGAUCUCACCUUGCAGUGUAUGUAUCCUGUCUUUUCUUCCAAAAUAUCCCUUCAGUCUAACCAUCUGGCAGGCUUUGAACCUAGGAACCAGAUGGUUGUCUAUAAUCCUCAAACUGGAAAGUAUAUAGCAGUGGCUCUCUUGUACCAGGGUGACAUGAUGCCUCACAAUUAUGCCCGGGCUGUUACUGAUAUCAAGGCCAAGGCCUCUUUUAACCUGGUCAAGUGGUGUCCAACUGGUUUUAAACUUGGCAUUAACAACCAGAAGCCUAUAUUUGUUCCUAACAGCAAGCUUACUUCUAUCAACUGUUCAGUCACCAUACUCUCCAAUUCAACUGCCAUUGCCGAGGCCUGGAGUUGCCUUGGCCACAAAUUCGACCUCAUGUACUCUAAACAUGCUUUCAUUUAUUAG